Molecule: messenger RNA, 1689 nt
Organism: Paramecium sonneborni
Lineage: Eukaryota; Ciliophora; Oligohymenophorea; Peniculida; Parameciidae
Source: the annotation of a GenBank genome assembly
AUAUAUGAUGUAAACUAUUGAGAAUUAUUAAUAUGAUAAAAAGGGGUUUCUUGGAGCAGGAAGUUUCGGAAGUGUAUAUAAAGCUAAAAAUAUAAAAACUGGAGAAAUUGUGGCUUUAAAAAGUAUUUGAUUGUUUUAUAUAACAAGUUUUGGAUAUGAAAUUAUUCUAAGAUUAGUUUAUGAUUGAUUCAUUGAAAAAUGAAAUAAAAGUAAUGCAAACCCUUAGUUCACCUAAUGUAGUACGUAUGUUAGAUGUAUUUGGAAAUAAAUAAUAAACAUAUAUGGCAAUAGAGUUAUGUGAUUCUGAUCUAAGAUCUGUGAUGCAUAAAAAAGGUCAUAUGGUAGAAGAUUAAGCAAUUGAAGUCCUUGCUUAAUUGAUGAAUGGAUUUAAAGACUUAGUAUCUCAUAAUUAUAUCCAUCGAGAUAUUAAACCUGAAAAUUGUCUAGUGAAAAGUAAUGUAUAUAAAGUAGCUGAUUUUGGUUUUGCUACUAAAAUUGAUAUUACAGGAAGAUAAUUACUUAAAGAAUGUGUUGGCACUCCUAUCUAUAUGUCUCCAUAAAUUUUAAACAAAUAGUAAUAUUCAGCCAAAAGUGAUAUCUGGUCUAUAGGAAUGAUGUUUUAUGAAAUCCUUUUUGGUAAGACAGCCUGGUCAUGUAGAGAUAUGAAUAGUCUUCUCAGAAGUAUUAAAACAUAACCCUUAAGAUUUCCUUAUGAAAGACCUAUUAAUGAAAAUUCUAAAGAUUUUAUUAAAAAAUGUUUAAUGAUUGAUGAAAUUAAUCGUAUUGGAUGGAAUGAAAUCUUUACUCAUCCACUUUUUACUAUGAAACAAUCUGGAUAAAUAUAAUAGAAACAAUAAUACUAAUUAUCAUAGUAAUGUAUUAAAAUCUUAAGGAAGAUGUAAACAGUUGUUACUGAAAAUAAUAUAGAUCCUCAAUUUAUUUUCUCAAGAUUUGAUAAAGACAAAAAUAAUUUUUUAGAUGCUAAAGAAUUUAAAGAUCUUAUUUUAGCUGUUGAUCCAAAUACCACUUAAUCUGAAAUUCAAGCUUUAUUUACUAGAAUUUGUGGUCAAGAUUAAAAAGUUAAUUAUAUUGAAUUUUAAAAACUAUUCACUGAGUUUGAUUUCUCAGAUCUUAAUGAUAGAGCAGGAAUCAUUAUUAAUGAUAUUUAAGCUGUAAUCAAAGCUAAUAAUAUUAAUAUUACUUAAAUAUUUAAUAAAUAUGAUAAAAACCAUUAAGGAGAUUUAGAUUAUUAAGAAUUUUAUAAUUUAAUCAAAGUUAUAGUCCCUGGAAUUAAAGAUUAUGAAAUUUAAUUAAUGUUUUCCAAAUUUGAUAGAGAUAACAAUGGUGCAAUCAGCUUUCCUGAAUUUUAAUAUGUUCUUUCUAAAGGCACAGGUUAAACAUAAAAAGAAGGACUUAAUUAAAGAGCAUCAGGAGUACUAAAACAAUUGUAAAAUACAGUGAGAAUUAAUAAAUUAGAUAUUGCUAAAAUUUUUCAACGUUUUGAUAAAUCUGGAGAUGGUGCUAUUGAUUAAGAAGAAUUUUUCUUAUUAUUAAAAGUAAUAAUUAUAACAUAUUUAAUAGGCUAUUGAUGGCAAAAUUAGUAAAAAUGAAUCUGCAAGUGUUUUCCAUAUUUUUGAUAAAAAUCAUGAUGAUUAGAUCUCUUUUGAAGAAUUCAAAUAGUAGCUAUGA